Messenger RNA from Anopheles merus, 1798 nucleotides. RefSeq lists its product as uncharacterized. NCBI's taxonomy places the organism in Eukaryota, Metazoa, Arthropoda, Insecta, Diptera, Culicidae. The record is from RefSeq and is a predicted model, not a curated record. The transcript has a single exon. The coding region runs from base 215 to 1633 and encodes 472 amino acids.
GAUCGCCCAAGCGAUAAAAUCGGCAAUAGGUACACCCAACGCGCAGGUGAAUAGAGACGACGCUGCUCCCCAACCAAAAGUGCCAACAUUCUCGCACCCGGCUUUUCAUGCGUCGGAUGAAUCAACAGUCGAAGACUAUUUUAACAGACUGGAGUGGGCGCUAAAAUUGAGCAAUAUCCCCACCGAUAAAUACGCGGACUAUGCGCGCGUGCACAUGGGAACAGAAUUAAACAAUGCUCUUAAAUUUCUCGUCACCCCAAAGCGGCCAGAGGAAAUUCCCUACGAAGAGCUUCAAAAAACACUCAAAAACCACUUCGACCAGAAGAAGAACAAGUUUGUCGAGAGUGUCAAAUUCCGUAACAUUUUGCAACAAAGGGGCGAAACGAUUUCUCAAUUUGUUCUGCGACUCAAACAAGGGGCUGCCUACUGUGAGUAUGACGAUUUUCUCGACAGAAUGUUGAUUGAACAAAUGCUCCACGGCAUGGAAGCACGCGACAUUUGUGACGAAAUCAUCGCAAAAAACCCCAGCACGUUUAAAGAAGCUUUUGAUAUCGCAUUAACGCUCGAAGCCACACGGAAUACAGUUCGUGAUAUCUCCACGGCGACACCGUCGGCGUCAGCAGAAGCUACCAAUAAGUUGGGUUAUGAAAACCCUCAGACUACAAAGCAACAACCAUUCCGUCGAGCAGAACCUCCUACCAAAACGUUCGCUUCACAUUCCAGAUGGACACACGAACAAAGCAACAACACUGCAGCUACGCCCUGCAACGGCUGUGGUGGGCCGCAUCCAAGAAGCCUUUGCCGCUUUCGCAACGCCCUAUGCCAUACAUGUAACAAAAAAGGUCACCUUUCGCAGGUUUGCCGAGCAGGAAACACACCACGCAAACGAUCGAAUAUUGAUCAGGUUGCGGAUUUCAACAUCGAUCCCGUACUAUCCAUUAAUACGAUACGCAACUCAGCUCCCGCUGCCAAAUUGAUGAUCGAUAUAAAAAUUGAUGGAAAACGCACCAGCAUGGAACUCGACACGGGAGCACCGUGUGGGAUUAUGGGGGAGACCACGUUACGGUCACUAAAAACAAACUAUUCUUUUCUUCCUACAGGUAGGCAGUUUACCAGCUACACCGGUCACCGCAUCCAUUGUCUGGGCCGAUUGCCCGUAAACGUGUCUGUUGGCACGGUAACCCGUCGGUUAAACCUGUACAUAGUAGCGGGACAAACAGACGCCCUCUUCGGUCGUGAGUGGAUCGCCCAAUUCGUUGAUCAGAUAGACCUUGGCAAAAUGAUAGCUCCAAACACACAUGUCAACGCUGUUACUAGCUCGAAGCUCACGAUAGAACACGAAACCCAGUUUAAUUCGUUGCUCGACAGUUUCCGUUCCGUGUUUAGCGACGUUCCAGGUAAAUUGACCGGACCACCAGCAUCAGUGCAUCUCAAACCUGAUGCAACGCCAAUUUUUGCUAAAGCCCGAGAUGUGCCAUUGGCGUUACGCGAUAAGUACGCAGCAGAAAUCGAAAAAAACUCAAAUCAGGGUUUUACGAAAAGGUGGAAUUUUCCGAGUGGGCUUCGCCGACCCACGUUGUGGCUAAGAAAAAUGGUAAUAUCCGAAUUACUGGCAACUAUAAGCCCACAGUAAACCCAAGAAUGAUUAUUGACGAACAUCCUAUACCCAGAGUGGAAACCAUUUUCAACCGUAUGAAGGGAGCCACACUUUUCAGCCACUUAGACCUAACCGAUGCGUACACGCACUUGACAAUCGAUGAAGAGUUUCGUAAAAUCCUCACCCUGAAUAUCUCCACGC